Psilocybe cubensis is the source of this 4083-nucleotide messenger RNA. Its product is annotated as Putative DEAH-box ATP-dependent helicase. Gene Ontology annotation, cellular component: intracellular anatomical structure. Bases 1 to 4083 code for a protein of 1360 amino acids. NCBI's taxonomy places the organism in Eukaryota, Fungi, Basidiomycota, Agaricomycetes, Agaricales, Agrocybaceae. The record is from RefSeq and is a predicted model, not a curated record. Gene Ontology annotation, molecular function: RNA binding; ATP binding. The transcript is spliced from 19 exons.
AUGCCACCCAAGAGAGGGAUUGUAAAAUCUGGAAAUGCCGGAAACUCGUCAAAAUCGGAUAAGAAUAAGACACCCGCUUCUACCACAGAUACACCAGGUCCACCACCUCUGUUUCCUCCAGGAUCCAAAUACCCUUUGAGCAUACUUCAAGAAAGAUGCCAAAAAUUAGGUUGGGAAAAGCCUGUUGUGGAUACACGUUCUCGAGGAAGUAGUGGCUUUUCGUUCGUCGUUACCUUGAGUAGACGCAACCCUAAGACUUCCGAAAUUGACCGAGUGCGCAUGGAACCGCAUCCACCCUACUUCAGACCUACUGCCAUGGAAGCCAAACAUUGGGGUGCCACUUACGCUCUUUAUCGUUUUUGCAAUGGACUUCAACUCAAUCAGAUCCUACCGCCAGGACCUCGCGAUUAUUGGAAAGAGCUUGCAGCAGAACAUAAAUCAAUUCGAGAGCACCAGAAAUGGAUGUACGAAGCUGAUCCAUUUUCUGCUCAAAAAGCAGUCGAAGAAAGACAAGCCAAGGCGUCUCAACGAGAUGAGUCCAAGUCAGUCGCAGGGAGACAAGCCGAAUCUAAGUCCAGCGGUCACAUAUCAUCUGAUUAUCCAGAAGUAAUAAUGGCUUCAUCUCUCAGGGAGCUGGUAGAAGAUGCCAUAAAGAAGAGCAUUGAACUUUAUCCAGAUACUUCCGAUUCGUUACGUCUCACGCUCUCCCCUGAAGUAAUCCCAGAAAUUGCGCAACAACUCGGACAUUUAGACUUCAAGAAAUCGCAGAUACAAGAUGCUACAAAGUUUUUAUCGGAGGAAUCACCGUUGACUUUCAGUUUGUUGAGCUCCUUGUCGCCUCUUGAAGCUGCUAUCGAAUACCUUGUUCUCCACCUACCGGAAUGCGACCUCCCACAACGAUUUCUACCUUCAAAUAACGCUUCUAAUCCAUUCAUCACCUCAGCUCAUUCUGGCCAAGACGAUCUAAAAAAGCGUUGGAUCGAAGAAAAGGCCGUCAAGGAAGCUGGUUGGCCACUGAAUGCUGUCAAUGAAUGCACCAAAGUUAAUCCCGAAUUAAUUUUCAAAUGGGAUUCACUGAUGGUCGCCCUUGGGCGAAAAUUGGUUGGAAGCCCAAUAAUAGCGUCAAAUGCUGACGAAAGUGCACCUUACUCUAUAGAGGUGGAGGAAUACGAAGCUCUUGGUGCUCAUCUGGAAGAAGAAGGACACUUGAUCUUACCCUUAUUCAGUGCACCGAUCGUCGUUCAUAUUCUCUUCUCUGAGACAGAGAAAUAUCCUCGACCAGGCUAUAUUCCUAUAUAUAUCACCUCGGCAACAGCUCCCGCAUAUAUUCGAUUACACCUCCUUUCUAAGUUCUUAAAAGCGAUGGAGUCUAGGAGUGAACUAGAACAUGGCGAAGGUUUUUUUAUGACCGUGAUGCGAAUAAUUGAAGAGGCGUGGGCCGACAUUGAAGAUAAUGGCCCACCUAACAUCUCAGUAGUGCUCAAGGAUCUAAUCCCGACUCCUCAAAGAUUCAUUCGCUCUAUUACAAAUACUCCAACGUCUCCUGUUGUCAAAGGUCCAAACUCAGUGCGGUCGAGACGAAUUGAUAUUCAGGACGAUUCAGAUAUCAAAAGGGCAUUUGACAUGCUAGUGCAAACCGAUAAAUACAAAGCCAUGUUGGAGAAAAGGAUGAAGUUACCGGCUUUCCAAGCCAGAGAAGAUUUUCUAGAUAAGUUAGAGCGCAACAGAGUUGUUGUGGUCGUUGGAGAGACUGGAUGUGGAAAGACAACUCAACUUCCUCAGUUCAUUCUUGAUUCUCUCAUUCAAACAAACCGUGGUUCUACGGCGUCGAUACUUGUCACUCAGCCACGCCGGUUAUCAGCGAUCUCAGUUGCAGCUCGCGUUUCAGAGGAACGUAUUGAAGACGGCUCUGUUGGAUAUGCUAUUCGAGGUGAAAGCAGGCAAGGAAAAGAUACCAAACUUCUCUUCUGUACUACCGGAGUUGUCUUGAGGCGACUUAGCACCGGAGAUACUCUUAAAGAUAUUUCACACAUUGUCGUUGAUGAAGUUCACGAACGAUCCAUGGACGGCGAUUUUCUGUUAUUGGAAUUGAAAGAACUUCUCAAGGUUCAUCCAACAUUGAAAGUUGUUCUCAUGUCAGCCACUAUUAACCACGAAACAUUUGUCAAAUAUUUUGACGAUGCACCUCUUCUUACUAUUCCGGGCUUCAUGCAUCCUGUCGAAGACAAGUAUCUUGAAGACAUAUUAUCUGAAACCAACUAUAGACCCCCUGUAGUCAGACAGACCAAAGAAAAAUUACAAACGACACGCAGACUAAAAGAAGAGCAUGAAGCUGAAGGUAUCUCUAGCUUAGUUGCAGAAGGCAUUCAAAAUAUCAUGCGGUCAGAUAGAAUUGAUUACCAGUUAAUUUCUGCUCUUGUGAAUCACAUCAUUGCGACAGCGAAAACUAUUGGCGGUAUACUCAUUUUCCUCCCGGGGGUUAACGAAAUUAGACAGUGUGUGGAAGCCGUUCGGAGCAGUGUCGGACACAGAGAUGCCUUAGUAUUGCCUCUCCAUGCCAACCUAUCGAACGAAGAACAACGCAGAGUAUUCCAAACUACGAAAAAUUGGAAGAUCAUUGCAUCUACUAACGUAGCUGAGACCUCCAUCACCAUAGAUGAUAUCAUCUAUGUCGUUGAUGCUGGCAAAGUGAAAGAAACACAAUUUGAUCCAGAAACCAACAUGUCACGCUUGGUAGAAACAUGGAUUAAUCGAGCUGCGGCGAGACAGAGAAGAGGACGUGCUGGACGUACCCGGCCUGGAGUCUGUUACAAAUUGUAUACAAGAAAACAUGAAUUGAGUAUGGCUCCAUUCCCGGUGCCAGAAAUACUCCGCGUGCCGUUGGAGAGCAUUUCUUUGUCUGUGAAAGCAACGCGGGAGGAUGAAGAUGUAAAGGCCUUUUUGAGUAGAGUCAUUGACCCUCCGGCUAUCGCUGCUUUGGAUAGAGCUUGGACAACCUUGGAAGAAAUUGGAGCAAUUGAUCAAAAUGGAGGAUUGACGGCACUUGGAAAGUAUAUGUCAAUGCUUCCCGUUGAUAUAAGACUUGCAAAGAUGUUGAUAUUGGGUACCAUAUUCCAAUGCAUUGGACCUGUCGCGACAGUUGCCGCCCUCCUGUCAUCAAAGCCGCUAUUCAACAGUCCCAUGGAUAAGCGCGAUGAAGCAGCGGUAGCUCGUGCGCGCUUCCUAUACGGCGAUAGUGACCUGUUGACCGAUGUCAAUGCGUUCGAUGAAUGUAUGAAACUGCGCGCUGAAGGAAAGUCGCAGAGCACCAUCCGGGCCUUCUAUGAUCAAAACUUUAUAUCUGCAGCGGUUGUUCGAGAAAUCACCACUCUUCGACAGGAUUUUAUUUCCUCCCUGGCUGAAAUAGGCCUGAUUCCUCUAAAUUCAAAGCCGACGACGCAAAGUCUUAACACAUGCAGCGACAACUUAAACCUCGUUAAAGCUGCAAUGCUAGGUGGUCUUUGGCCUCGUGUCGCCAGAGUCCAGCUGCCAACAGAUAAAAUUAAAUACGAUAAAGUAUCCGGUGGAACAGUCCAACGUGAUAACAGCGCGAAAGAUUACAAAAUUCUGGAUCUCAAAGAAGGGCGGGUAUUCCUCCAUCCAGGUAGUGUGCUCUUUGCAAAGUCUACCUGGAAACCUCCUUUUUUGUUCUAUUUCCACAAAUACAUGACGAACAAAAUAUUUCUGAGGGAUGCCACCAAGGUGCCCAUGUAUGCUCUUCUAUUAUUUGGAGGCCCUGUUUCCGUAAACCACAUUCGUGGAGGUCUUACUAUAGGCAGCAAAGAUAAUUUCAUCAAGCUCGCGGCCAUUCCACGAAUUGGUAUUCUCGUUAACCAACUUCGACGCUUGCUGGAUGCACAGCUACAAAGGUCCAUAGAGGACGGCACAAUGUUGACGGCAGAGUCAGGCAAUCCAGUUGUUCAUGCCAUCAUGGCGCUCCUUACGCAUGAUGGACGCACUGAAGAUCUGGGGACAAAUACCCCCACUAAUCGUGAAGAGGAUUCGAAAACGCCAUCCAAUAGGGCGAGUCCACUCACGCGUUGA